Molecule: messenger RNA, 1530 nt
Organism: Pochonia chlamydosporia 170
Lineage: Eukaryota; Fungi; Ascomycota; Sordariomycetes; Hypocreales; Clavicipitaceae
Product: alpha/beta-Hydrolase
Exons: 2
Coding region: 1-1530 (509 amino acids)
Source: RefSeq, a predicted model, not a curated record
AUGGGCGCUGCAACAGAGUUCUACCGAUCCCAGAUCGGUGGCACCUCAGUCAUAAACUACGCCUACACCGAUCUCCCGUUCAAGCUCUUAGUGAAGGAUGUUUACUUCUUUUUCAUGUACAUCUGGGCACUCCCAUGGGUGCUUCUGCCACUGCGACCCUGCGGUUCCGGGGAACUGGACGAAUUGUAUCCGAGCAGGAAGAAUAUCUUUUGCAUCUUUGUUCACUUCAUUCUAGUGGUGUUGCAACUUGCAUUCAUUUUGGUUCUCCCGGUGGCCGUUAUUUUCCCUAUUUGGAUUGCCGGCCUCGGCAUCGCGGCCUUUAUGACUUUGAAUUGGGCACUGUGCAAACUGCUCAAUGGUAGGGACGUCACGUUUCAUUCGGAGGAAAAGUACGCAAAGGCGCUCCCAGAGCAUGCCCAUGAACAAUGGGUGUUUCUUAACGGUGUCGCAGUUGGAGAACACUGGAUGAUGGGUAACUUGAACCGCCUGGCUCUCACUUUUGGACGACCGAUUCUUGGUGUACACAACCGGACAUCUGGAAUAAUAUUCGAUGUUAUUGAGUGUUUGAUCCAACGCAAUUUCACCUACGCGACCUCUGACGUGCGAAUUUGCUACAAAAUUCUCCGCGAUGUUCUCUACGACCCUAGCAAGUCGAAAGUCGUGUUUAUAUUGCAUUCGCAGGGCGGUAUUGAAGGUGGCCUAGUGCUCGAUUGGUUGUUGCAAGAGAUGCCUCAAGAUCUCCUUUCCAAGCUCGAAGUAUAUACUUUUGGAAAUGCUGCAAAUCACUUCAACAAUCCACAUCGCCACGUCGUCUCCCAAAGUCUAUCGACGACAAACCCUUUGGUUGCAAUCAGAACAGUUUUCUCGGAAUCGAGUUUUUCGACUCCAGUUGCCAGCCCUGUUGCUGUUCAAAAUGGACAUCCUAAUGGAGGCAACCUACCGCCCCUGAAGACCAAACAAACGUCUGACUCUUUUUCGUCGUCCCGCACCUCGUCUGCAGCCAAAGAUAGGGCCAUCGGCCACGUGGAACACUAUGCACACUCAACUGAUUUUGUCGCUAUGUGGGGUGUCUUGCACUUCGCUACCAACAAGAUGGACUCGCCUCAGCUCCCUCGAUUCCUUGGGCGGCUGUUCAACCGUUCCACUAGCAGUGGCGGCCACCAGUUUAACCAGCAUUACCUAGAUGGCAUGUUUCCCCUGAAACGUGAUAAGAAAACAGGAGAAUUUAUAGGCGCCGCGGAAGAGAACGAGUUUAUGGAAGAGGUCAUCAAGUUUGGCAAGGAGGGUGAACCGAUGGACAACGCGCGAGAGGCAUUCGACAUUUCUUACUUGGGAACAGAGGGAUUCGGAUCAGGCGACAUAUCAACACCCAUCGAGGUCCAUGGGUUUAAGGGUAGGAAGCGGACUAAGACUGAUGUAAAAGUCAGGGAGCUCAGCAGAUUAUGGAGUUACAGGAACGGACAGUCUCCAGGAGAUAAGCCGCCGACUUUAGUUACCGAAGCUGGGUUCUGUCGUAAUGCGACGCUGUAG